Messenger RNA from Priceomyces carsonii, 1359 nucleotides. RefSeq names its product putative serine--tRNA ligase. Gene Ontology annotation, cellular component: mitochondrion. Gene Ontology annotation, molecular function: ATP binding; serine-tRNA ligase activity; tRNA binding. The record is from RefSeq and is a predicted model, not a curated record. NCBI's taxonomy places the organism in Eukaryota, Fungi, Ascomycota, Pichiomycetes, Serinales, Debaryomycetaceae. Gene Ontology annotation, biological process: mitochondrial seryl-tRNA aminoacylation. Bases 1 to 1359 code for a protein of 452 amino acids. The transcript has a single exon.
AUGGUCCUGGUAGUAGUUCAGCGAUCGCUAAGUUCUAUCAAGAAUACAAGCACCCUAAGGAAACCAGUAUUUGAUUUGAAAGGAAUAAUAGCUUUACAAGAACAAUACAGAGAGUCAAUUGUGAGAAGAUUGGAACAAAAGAAGCUAGAUUCGCUUGAAUAUAUAAUAAAAAAUCGUCCAGCAGAAUUAGAGCUAGCAAAUAAAAUAAAUGGCCUAAGAUAUGAGAGGACAAAGCUAGGAGAGGUAAUUAGGAAGGAAAAAACAAUCGCUAUUCAAAAUAAGCUUAAAGAGAUAAAAGAAGAACUUAAAUCCUUAGAAAAAAAACAUACAGCUUUGUCUGAUAAGAUCCAUGAAGAAGCCGAAGUGCUCCCUAAUUUACUAGAUCCUACUGUUCCAUCAGAUCCGCAUAAUCAAGAAGUGAUUUCAUUUAUCAAUUGUUCAUCCGAAGACGAAGCAACAAACAGGUAUCCAGUCAACAAAUUUGAUAAUAAAGACAUUGCUGAGAAACUUAAAAUCGUAGACUUCGAUGUUGCUGCUAGGAUUUCAGGCUCCUCGUGGUAUUAUUUGAUUGGCGAUGGCGCUCUUCUUGAACAAGCCUUAAUUCAAUAUGGAUUGUCAAGAGCCAGAAAGAGAGGCUAUACGCUAAUCAGCCCCCCUUCAAUCGUGAAAAGUGAAAUAGUGAAUGCAUGUGGCUUUAAACCAAGAGAUCAAAAUAACGAACAGCAAGUAUACGACAUUUCGAACUCUGAUUUGUCUUUGACAGGUACAGCUGAGAUCCCUUUGGGAGCUUUUCUUUCUUCUUCUACUCUUCCUGCGUCUCAACAAUUCCCAAUAAAGUAUGUUGGGAUUUCUAGAUCUUAUAGGGCCGAGGCCGGAGCUAGAGGAAGGGAUACAAAGGGCCUCUAUAGAGUUCAUGAAUUCACUAAAAUUGAAUUAUUUCACUUUACAACACGAGACAGGUCAAGCGAAGAAUUAGAGGAACUCCGCAGAUUUCAAGAAGACAUAAUAAGAGAUUUGGGGCUCUGUGCAAAAAUGAGCAACAUGCCAACAUCUGAUCUAGGUGCUCCGGCUUUGAAAAAAUAUGACUGCGAGGCCUGGAUGCCUGGAAGAGGGUCGUGGGGUGAAUUGACGAGUUGUUCCAAUUGUGGAGAAUAUCAAUCACGAAGACUUAGUAUUCGUGUUGAAGGUAACGACAGAAAGCUAAAUUACGCUCAUACUUUGAACGGUACUUGUUUAGCAAUCCCAAGGGUCAUAGCUGCAAUACUCGAACAAUUUUAUGAUCCAGAAUCCAACUCUGUUAUGAUACCAGAACCAUUACGGCCCUACAUGGAUGGGAAAGUCAGUAUUUCUGUAAACUAA